Messenger RNA from Rotaria socialis, 1425 nucleotides. The record is from the annotation of a GenBank genome assembly. NCBI's taxonomy places the organism in Eukaryota, Metazoa, Rotifera, Eurotatoria, Philodinida, Philodinidae.
AUGACAACAACUACUGACAUACUAUUCAAUGAAUCCCCAAAUACUUGUUUGAAAAUAAAUGCUGAUCAUUUAAAACACUUUCUACUCAAUGCAAAAGCUCAACGAUGGAUGAUUUGUGAAUGGUUUUAUUCAGAUAUUGAUUGGUGUUUACUUGGCACGGAAAAUGAGUUUGAAAAUUGUAUGGAACAUUUUUUUCCCGAGUUAAUCAAUCGUGAUACUCUAAGAAAAAGAUUUGAAUUAACUCGUCGCCAAUGGAAUUUAAUUCGACGUCGAUUCGGUAAACCUAGAAGAUUCUCAUCAGCAUAUCUUAAAAAUGAAAGAAUCAAAUUAUCUAAACAACGAAAUUUACUUCGCAUUCUUCAAAAUGAAACGAAAACACAUUAUCAAUCGGAAAAAAUUUUUCUAAAUAACCUUCCGCCAUUGAUUAUUUCAUCAUUACCAUUAGGUUGUCGUGUUAUUGUUCGACUUUUUCGAUCAUCUCAAUCUGGUUUAUAUCGUGGACAAUUUAUUUCUCGAGAUGAAAAUAAUCAUCAAUUAUGUAAGAUAUUAUUUGAUGACUCAACUAUUGACUUAUUUAGUGUCAAUGAUAUUGAUGUUAUGUCUGAAGAACCUCUUGAACGGAUUAUCCUUAUUGAUAAACUGAAAGCCAUAAAAUUUGGCGAAAAAGAUAAAAUAUAUUUAAAUAGUGAUAACGACGAAGAAGAUUUUCAAACAACAGAUGAUGAUGAAACGACAAUAAAGACAGAUGUGAUAACUAAAAUACCUGAUCGAUUAUUAUACUUAAUUAUUCGAGUAUCACGAAUACUUUGUGCUAAACGUGACUCAAUUGAAAAACUACGUAAAAUGAAUGAUCAAGCAGAAUAUGAAUUAAGUAGACAAAUUCCACUAAGUGAUAUUUUUCGACGAGAUUAUGCUCAUUUAAUUCAAUGGUUAGCAAAAUUAAAUGAAUUUUUAGCAAAAUUUAUUGAAGAAAUAAAUAAAAUAUGUCGAGAAAUUGUAACUGAUGAGCAAUUACUCGCAGUAUUCAAUGAUACAAAAUUUGUGUGUGAUAGAUCGCAACGAAUAGCACAAGAGGUUGUCAAUAAACUUAAUAUUUCACCAAUGGUUAUUAAUGAAGGAAAUCUUGAAUUGAUUAGAAAACUUGUUGCUAUUGUUGUUCAAAUGAAAGAAUUUUCCGAAAGUGAAGGUUCUUUUUUGGAGUUACAUGCGCUUGAUGAAGCAAAUGAAAAUUUUAAGAAAUUUAUUCAUCCAUCACUUUUAUCUACUUAUAAGCAAUGUGUAGAAAGUAGUGUAACUCAAUUUAAAUCUGGUCUGAACCAUCGUCCUGGUCUUGGUUUGUUACAAUCGUUUCUUCAUACACAAACAGAAUCAAAUGAUAUACAAACUAAUAAUUCUGCUAUUAAUCAAACUUUCUUUAGUCUCUGA